AUGACGAUCCCCCAGUUGGAAGGCCUGCAGAUUGAGGUCAAGGCUGAGGGCAAGGGCACCCGUGAGACCCAGCGCGGGGACAACAUCGAUGUCCACUACAAGGGCACACUCACUGAUGGCACUAAGUUCGACUCCAGCUAUGACCGUGGUACUCCUCUCAACUUCACGGUUGGUGCUGGCCAAGUGAUCAAGGGCUGGGAUGAAGGUCUGCUGGGAAUGAAGAUUGGCGAGAAGCGCAAGCUGACUAUCGCCCCUCACCUCGCCUAUGGCUCUCGUGGUGUUGGCGGCGUCAUUCCCCCCAACGCUACCCUCAUAUUUGAGACUGAGUUGGUCGGCAUCAAAGGUGUUGCCCCUGGGCAGUAA
This is a messenger RNA of Thermochaetoides thermophila DSM 1495, 363 nucleotides long. RefSeq lists its product as uncharacterized. The record is from RefSeq and is a predicted model, not a curated record. The coding region runs from base 1 to 363 and encodes 120 amino acids. Gene Ontology annotation, biological process: protein peptidyl-prolyl isomerization. Gene Ontology annotation, molecular function: peptidyl-prolyl cis-trans isomerase activity. NCBI's taxonomy places the organism in Eukaryota, Fungi, Ascomycota, Sordariomycetes, Sordariales, Chaetomiaceae. The transcript has 2 exons.